UCCUACUCUCCAAUGGUCAACGCCGCAUGUAAAAGUUUACUAACUAGCCUGGUCUCGUCUCCAAGGUUUGGUUUCUGAAUCUCGCACUCAGCUGCUUACCACGUCCUGCGGCGAUGCUCUCAAGUUCUUGUUCGCCCACUUAAUUCACUCCCAAAUGCUAACCAGAUUCGUCAGUACAUGUCACUACUAUAAAUACACAUGUGCAUGUUAACACAUCACCAGAGGCGUACCUAACCAUCACCUGCAAGUCCGCGGCAUCACAUCAGCUCACCCUGCCGGCCGGAACACAUGGCCAUGGCUAAGCCGGUCCUGAGCUUGCUCGUGCACCUGCACGCCGCCCUCCUGUUCGUCCCGGACCCGGCCGCCGGCGCAAUGUACAACGUGCUGCGCUACGGCGCUCGCGCGGAUGGCGUGACGGACUCGGCGGGGCCGUUCCUCCGCGCGUGGGCCGACGCGUGCCGCUCGCCCACGCCGGCCACCGUGUACGUGCCACCCGGCCGGUUCCUGGUGGGGCUCGCCACGUUCUCCGGCCCGUGCAGCAGCCGCGCCGUGACGUUCUCCAUCGCCGGCACGGUCGUCGCCCCCGAGGGGUAUGGCGGCCGCGGCUCGUCCGGCAGGUGGAUCACGUUCGAGAACGUGGAGGGCUUGACCGUCUCCGGCGGCACCCUCGACGGCCGCGGCGGGGCGCUCUGGGCAUGCAAACGGCGGAGGCACGGCGGCUGCCCGACCGGCGCGUCGUCGCUGACGAUCUCGAACUCGAGGGACGUGGUGGUGGACGGGGUGCGGUCGGUGGACAGCGAGCUGUUCCACGUGGUCGUGCUGCAGUGCCGCGGCGUGACGGUGCGCGGGGUGACGGUGGAGGCGCCGGCGGACAGCCCGAACACGGACGGGAUACACGUCCACAUGUCCAGCCAUGUGUCGGUGUACGACGCCAGAAUCCACACCGGCGACGACUGCAUCUCCGUCGGGCCGGGGAACUCACACCUCUGGAUCGAGCGCGUCGCCUGCGGCCCCGGCCACGGCAUCAGCAUUGGGAGCCUGGGCAUGCAGCAAGGCAUGGCAGUGGAGGCGGUGCAGAACGUGACGGUGAAGACGACGUGGUUCACCGGCACGAUGAACGGUCUGAGGAUAAAGACAUGGGGCGGCUCCAAGCGCGGGUUCGUCAGGGGCGUCACCUUCAUGGACGCCACCAUGUCCGGCGUCGACAACCCCAUCAUCAUCGACCAGAACUACUGCCCCAACGGCAGAGGCUGCCCCAGAAUGAGUUCGAGUAUCAAGAUCAGCGAGGUGAAGUACGUGGACAUCCGGGGGUCGUCGGCGACGCCGGUGGCGGUGAACUUCGACUGCAGCCGGAGCAACCCGUGCAGCGGCAUCAGCCUGCAGGACGUGGCGCUGACGUACCGGAACCGGGUCGCCAAGUCGUACUGCCAGAACGCGCAGGGGAUCACUCUUGGGCUCGUGCUGCCCCCGAGCUGCCUCUGAGAUAACGAACCGGACAGUAGCAUAAUCACGUGUAUAUAUAUACAUACGUCGAAUGUAUAGUACUUACGAUCGUAGAUGAAUAGUGGAACAUCUGUUGGUUCUUCUCUCUCUCUUCCUAUUGUAAGAUGAGUGACUGGGUACAUAUAAAAGUCACUUAGAAUCGGAUUUCACGUUUAAUUAUCUAACAUCAUCUAAUAAAUAAGACAGUGCAAUCUGCGCAGC
Molecule: messenger RNA, 1704 nt
Organism: Phragmites australis (common reed)
Lineage: Eukaryota; Viridiplantae; Streptophyta; Magnoliopsida; Poales; Poaceae
Product: polygalacturonase-like
Exons: 4
Coding region: 289-1482 (397 amino acids)
Biological process (GO): carbohydrate metabolic process
Molecular function (GO): polygalacturonase activity
Source: RefSeq, a predicted model, not a curated record